UGUGCGCGUGUGUGUGUGAGAGAGAUACGUUUUUUUCAAUGGAGAGAGAGCUAGCUGGAAUGAAGGGGAGGAACUUAACUUUGCCGUCACUCUAGCGCCGGAAGCAGAAUGCAGAUUGGGGCGGGAUUUCACGAGCCAUCGACUGUCGCUGUUGUUUGCAUUUUGCAGAGCGGAUUUAUCAAUAAAUCUUCCAAAAAAACAGCAAAAACUGUUUUGAAACGAUUGCACAACAGAUAUACACAUACAAGUGUCCGUUUUUCUCAACACUGAGUAAAGCAAUCAAAAGGUCCCGAAGACCGAGAGUAUGGAUGCUGGUGAGGACCAGAACGUAGGUUCUGGCUCGACCAAUGGGAAUGCGCAGACCGGAGGAAACUCCCGCCCACCCCAGAUCGCGCACAUGUCUCUGUACGAGAGACAAGCUGUACAGGCCCUCCAGGCCUUGCAGAGACAGCCCAAUGCAGCUCAGUACUUUCAGCAGCUCAUGCUGCAGCAGCAAAUCAACAGUGCCCAGCUCCACAACCUGGCAGCAGUACAACAGGCCACCCUUGCUGCCAGUCGCCAAUCAAGCUCUCCUAGCAACAGUGGUUCCCAAGCCACCACCACUGUGAACCUAAGCACCACCUCCGCCGGAGGAGUGACCAAUCCCCGCCCUCUUGGACCUGCUACUUCUGCGACGUCAUCGGCUCUCAGCCAAUCAGUGUUGCUGGGCGGGAACUCUGCAGGACAGGGACAAAUGUACCUGAGAGUCAACCGCUCUCUCAGGGCCCCCAUCGCCUCCCAGCUUAUCUUCAUGCCCGGGGGCACGGCAACUGCUGCCGUAGCCACAGUUACCCAGCAACAGCAGCAGCAGCAGCAACAACAGGCGCAGCAAACAGAAGCCCCUCCCACCUCCUCCAGCAUCCAAUCAGACAGCGACCAAGUGCAGAACUUGGCCCUCCACUGUGUUUCCACUCCGAGACUGGCCGCCGUGAAGUCAGAGUUUCCAGACAGAAAAGACACUGUCAACUAUUCUCAGCAGCAACAACAACCACCUCAGAUGCAGCACCAGUUCUCCGGCCCGAACUCGGUCCCGUCGCAUCAGUUCUCGCAGGGCUCGGCACAGACGCAGGUGCAACCUCAGCAACUGCAGCAGAUGGCCGGCAAAAUGGCUGGCUACGCCCACUCCACCGCUAACGUCAAGGCUGGAAACCAUCCCAACAUUGCUCCAGCGGCUUCUCUCCCUCCCUCCUCGCCUACUCUCCCCCUCUCCCAGCUCCUCCUCUCCCCUUCUGGCCUCUGUCAGGCCCGAGCCGUAACCACGGUGAACCCCGCCGCCACGGUGACACACAUACUGGUGCCCACCUCCAACGUCGCUACCUCCACCCAGGGCUACCCCAUCGGCUCUGUGGCUACCAAAACCGGCAACACUCAGACCUUGGUAGUCCAGCCUCUACAGCAAGCCAGCGUAGACAAAGGCCCCGUGCCCAUCCAGCCCAAAACCGCCCAGAGCCACCGUCUCCCUGUCCAGCUGCCACCCCGCCACCCCCCGCCCAUCCUCCCAGCCCCUCCCAACAGCCAGGCCAGCGCUGUGGGUCACCACCCACCACACAUCCCCGUCCAGCUGGUGGGAGCCAGGCAGGGCUCCGCAGGAAACACCCAGGUCGUGGCCCUGGCCCUGGCCCAGGCCCAGGCCCGGAGUGCCUGCACCCAGGAUAGCAACGCCACGGUCACCGCAACCAACACCACCACCAUGACAAAGCCUACUGUUGGUUCUCUGAAGAGGAAGUCAGAAUCUGAUGCCACCAAUGACAUGGCAGUGGAACCCUCGCAGCAAGACUGUCCACCAAUGAGAGACUCGGCUCCUCCUCUCUCCCCUGCCCCAACACAAAACUCUGCUCUGGAGGCAGUGGCAGCCUUCUCGUCCCCGCCCACCCUCUCCUUGUCCCUGCCCUUGUCCAGGGGGCUGGGGGGCCAAGCCGACAGGCCCCCUCUUCCUCAGGCUGUGGUGAAACCUCAGGUCCUCACACACCUCAUCGAGGGCUUUGUCAUCCAGGAGGGAGCGGAGCCCUUCCCCGUGGCGGGGCUGGUGAAGGAGAGGGCAGAGGGGCCGUUCGCCCUGGCCGGGCCUCAGAUGGGGGACAGUGGAGGUCCAGCAGUGAUGAAGUGCGAGUACUGCGAGAGCUUCGCUCCGGCCAGCCAGUUUCGAGGCUCCAAGAGAUUCUGCUCCAAGACUUGUGCUAAGAGGUACAACGUGAGCUGCAGUCAUCACUUCCGCACCAGCAGGGGGCGUGCUAGCGCAGGACCUCCGGGGCCUCCCGCGCCGUCUGAGCCCGUCGUCAGACGCAGGGGUCCUCGCAGGAGCAGCUCAGAGAUCGCCUGCGCCAAAAUAGCCGGCCGGCACCUGCCAGCCAAGUGUCGAUCGGAGUCCAGUCGCUCGGAGGAGGCGUCGAGCUGCGAGGGCGAGGAGGAGGAAGAGGAGGACGACUCGCCAUCCCUCUCCCCCAGCUCCUCCCUCUCCUGCCCGAGGCCCGCCCACUGCGGCCCUCAGUCAGAGAGCUCGGCUCCUCCCGGAGGCCUCCCAUUGGACGAGGAGAACUUCCAUCCCGGGAGCCCCGCCCACUGGAACGUGGAGGAGGUCUGCAGGUUCAUCUCGUCUCUGCAAGGCUGCGAGGAGCUGGCCGCCCAGUUCCUGUCCCAGGAGAUCGACGGCCAGGCCCUGCUGCUUCUCAGAGAGGAGCAUCUGAUCUCCACCAUGAACAUCAAACUGGGACCAGCCCUCAAGAUCUGUGCCUCCAUCCACAACCUCCGAGACUGAAGACUGGAGGAGGAAGGUGGAGGAGGAGGAAGGUGGAGGAGAGGUUGAGGGAAAUGAUGUAGUGAAUGAGCUCUGAAGCAGGGAGUUCAACAGAGGAAGGAAGUUUAAAAGAAAGAGCAUGAGGGAUCACUGGACCUUCAGCAUGUUGUAUUGUUGUUGUUCAGCUGGAAUCGAUGAAAGAUUCUUUCCCCUCGGCAUAAUCCACAUACUGAAGACCCGCAUCCGCAAUAUACAGGACUGAGAUUGGCUGCAGGACGGAGGGACAGGGGUGGGGGGGGGGGGGGGUGGGGGUGGGGCGGUCUGAAGGGAGAGUGUGCUUGCAUGAUGUGCCCCUCACGCAUCAUGAAAAACAAUCAUUAAAAGAGAGGGGGAGGGGCGGGAGCGGGGAACAAAGUAGGAUUUUCUUUGACUUUCCUAGACUAUGAAUGUGCAAAAUGUAUGUAUUUUCUCCUGCUGGUGGUGAUCAUGGACUGUACUUGUAGAGUACAUGGUGUGUGUGUGUCGGUAGGAGGACAAUACUGUGCACGCUAGUGACUGUGCAAAUGCAAAGGACCUGAGAAAAGUUGCCUUUUUACGUUUCAACGGUGCUACGGUAAACUAGUGUUAUGAUUUGGAGUUUCUUCACCAAUGCAGUCCAUCUCAUUGAACACUUUUAUACAAGAUAGAUUCAUUAUAGAUGACUGCUAACCCAGACUCUCACAGAUAUGUCAUUCAAUAACCUGGGUCUUUUACUAUAUAUCUUACCAGAUAUAUCUUACCAGAUACAACUGUUUUUUUUCUACUUAUUUCUUAUUUCAUGGACAUUUAGCAAAUUUAGUAGCUUUUAAGUUACUUCACUAACUUGCAAUAGAUGUUCUCAUGUUAGGCCCCUGAGAGGUCUGAUCAGGAAGUCCUGUCUUCCUGUAUGCAGCGCAAAGGUACCAAUAAACCUGACCUGUUACUGGAAACAAGCCCUCCGCCUCCACGCCUCGUUCACAGCAAACACCACCCGACAGCAAACACCACAGUUAACGGCUCUGUUUGAUCAUGGCAAUUCUGUCUUUAUUCACAUUGUGGUGGUAUGUGCAAACAUGAUGUUUAAUAUUACUUUUAAAUUAACCUUCAUUUCCUUCAUAUCAAACCCCACUUCAGAGUCUCUGGAAUUAGAGAACCUCUAUACAUUUUUAGUUCUAUAUAUUACAUCUUAUAUUAAUACAUUGGCUACAGUUUGUAACCCUCAUGUGGAAUCCUGUGUAUGU
Molecule: messenger RNA, 4032 nt
Organism: Osmerus eperlanus (European smelt)
Lineage: Eukaryota; Metazoa; Chordata; Actinopteri; Osmeriformes; Osmeridae
Gene: phc1
Product: polyhomeotic homolog 1
Exons: 15
Coding region: 305-2794 (829 amino acids)
Biological process (GO): negative regulation of DNA-templated transcription
Cellular component (GO): nucleus; PRC1 complex
Molecular function (GO): chromatin binding; zinc ion binding; histone binding
Source: RefSeq, a predicted model, not a curated record